Oryzias melastigma (Indian medaka) is the source of this 1466-nucleotide messenger RNA. RefSeq names its product interleukin 17d (gene il17d). The record is from RefSeq and is a predicted model, not a curated record. The transcript has 2 exons. Gene Ontology annotation, molecular function: cytokine activity. Gene Ontology annotation, biological process: inflammatory response. Gene Ontology annotation, cellular component: extracellular region. Bases 414 to 1034 code for a protein of 206 amino acids. NCBI's taxonomy places the organism in Eukaryota, Metazoa, Chordata, Actinopteri, Beloniformes, Adrianichthyidae.
GCUCUCAAACAUGCUGAGAAAAAGUUUCAUUUUUGUUUCCGUGGCUCUGAGCCUCAGACGGGACUUCAUCUGUCAGCGCUUCGGUUUGAUUUAGAUUCUGUGCGCCACGCCGUUGCAUCCAAACGUCUCCCAAAGGAUUUUACGCACAGGUUUCCAGAGAAAGUGGAAGUGGAAUGUGUGUUUUUUCGGACUUAAUUCCUGGAUUAAUCCCACACCAGUAUUUGAAAGUCUCCCUUCUGUAAUGCAUCUGCUGUUUGUGGCUUUGAUGAGAGCAUGUUUGUAAAAACUCUGCUGGAGCGCACGUGUCUCUCGCUCUCCGGCGCUGCGGGCUGCUUGCAGUAAAGGCUGGGUCUUAGACUUCAUAUUUGUUCUGUUAAUGAUCAUUUGAAGAGGAUUGGAGAAACGUUGAGGAGAUGACAGCUGGUUCUUAUCGGAUCCGCGUCCUGCUGCUGCUGCACCUGGCGGCGCUGCUGGGUGCGAACCGGGUCCAGAAGAAGGCCACCAGGGCCCGAUCCUGUCUGGAUCUUCCGGAGGAGAUUCUGGAGCAGAUGUUCGGACGGCUGUCCGUGGGAGUGAUGAGCGCUUUCCACCACGCCCUGCAGCUGAAGCCGCAGGACAAACUCAACUUGAGCUGCCCGUCCGCGGCGGGGACCCUGAGCGCCAGCAGGACGCGCCUCCCGGUCAACCUGCUGAGCGUUUCCCCCUGGGCCUACAGGAUUUCAUACGACCCGACCAGAUAUCCUCGCUCCAUCCCUGAGGCCUACUGCCUGUGCAAAGGCUGCUUGAUUGGACCAUCAGGAGAGGAGAGCAGGCAGUACCGCAGUAGUCCGGUUUACGCUCCGUCCGUCAUCCUCAGGAGGACCGGGUCCUGUGCCGGCGGGCGCCACUCCUACUCUGAGAUCUACGUCUCCAUCGCUGUAGGAUGCACCUGCGUUCCAGUGCUGGAGAAGGACAGAGAGCUGCAGAGCAACCAGAGCCUGAAGAGAGGAGGAGCCAAAGCCAGGAGAGUCUCUGCUGCAGGAAACAAGGGCUGAAGAUGCUCUGCCUGACUCAUUGGUGCAAAGCUUUUACAUCACACUACUAACAAUAAGUCAGGAGUGUUUGAUGAACUUGGAAUAACUUACUGGUAAAAUCAGCUUUUUAUAACCAAAUGUUGAGACUCGGGUUUCUGCUCGGGAACUCGAUUUAUUCAAUUUGAUUUAUUUAAAGUCCCCUUCAACAUUUUUUUCAUUUUCUUUAAACAUUCCCAGUGGGGUUUUAAUCAAUACUUUGAAGUUUUUAACAAAAAUUCCACAUCCUAAAUGUCUUAAAAAGCCAUUUUUCCUGUUGAUCUGAAGCCUUUGUUUCCAAAAAUCCCUCUGUGUGGGCGUGGCUUAUGGUGCUGAGCUGCGUAACUCCACCCCUUAUUCCUCCAGACAUGCUAGCGAGACACAGACUUUGAUAAGCCCAUGAAAAAACAAAAAUAA